AUGCUCUGGACAUUUUCCUCCCUCUUCUUCUACUCCUUUCCAAGCACUUAUAGUUUCUCUCGUUAUUCUCUUUUUCCAAUCUGUUCUUGUUCUUUAAUUUAUUUCUCUUCUUACAUUCUCUUUCUGCUUUUCUUUUACUCUCUUUUUCUAUUCUCACAUGCUUUGCUUUCCAUUUUUACUUUUCCAUUUUUCUCUCUUUUCACUCAGUCUUUUUUGCUCUCUCUCUUCAUUUGGUCUUUUUUGCUCUCUCUCUUCACUUGGUCUUUUUUGCUCUCUCUCUCUCUCUCUCUCUCUCUCUCCACUCGGUCUUUUUUGCUCUCUCUCUCUCUCUCCACUCGGUCUUUUUUGCUCUCUCUCCACUCGGUCUUUUUUGCUCUCUCUUCACUCGGUCUUUUUUGCUCUCUCUUCACUCGGUCUUUUUUGCUCUCUCUCCACUCGGUCUUUUUUGCUCUCUCUCCACUCGGUCUUUUUUGCUCUCUCUCUCUCUCUUCACUCGGUCUUUUUUUCGCUCUCUCUCUCUCUCUCUCUCUUCACUCGGUCUUUUUUGCUCUCUCUCUCUCUCUCUCUUUCUCUCUCUUUCACUCGGUCUUUUUGCUCUCUCUCUCUUCACUCGGUCUUUUUGCUCUCUCUCCACUCGGUCUUUUGCUCUCUCUCCACUCGGUCUUUUUGCUCUCUCUCCACUCUCUUUUUUGCUCUCUCCACCUCGGUCUUUUUUGCUCUCUCUCACUCUCUCUCUCUUCACUCAGUCUUUUUUGCUCUCUCUCACUCUCUCUCUCUUCACUCGGUCUUUUUUGCUCUCUCUCUCUCUCUCUCCACUCGGUCUUUUGUGCUCUCUUUCUCUCUCCCUUCACACUUUUUAAUUUUGGUUCUCUUUGUCACCUCCCACCCUCUUUGUCUUUUCUCAAUGUUUCUCUAAACUUUGUCAUUCUCUUUUCAAGCCUUCUUCUUCUCUUCUCUCUCUGUCUAUUCUUGCUUCCUCGCUUUAUCUUCUUGUGUUCUCUCCUUUUCUUCUUCCUCUCUUUUUCCUUUUUGUAUUCUCUCUAUUUUUUGAACUCCCUUUUCUUUACACCCUACUACUUCUUUCUUUCUGUCUCUCUUACUUCUCUUCUUUAA
This is a messenger RNA of Acanthosepion pharaonis, 1113 nucleotides long. The record is from the annotation of a GenBank genome assembly. NCBI's taxonomy places the organism in Eukaryota, Metazoa, Mollusca, Cephalopoda, Sepiida, Sepiidae.